This is a messenger RNA of Neohortaea acidophila, 1032 nucleotides long. RefSeq names its product S-adenosyl-L-methionine-dependent methyltransferase. Gene Ontology annotation, molecular function: sterol 24-C-methyltransferase activity. The transcript has a single exon. NCBI's taxonomy places the organism in Eukaryota, Fungi, Ascomycota, Dothideomycetes, Mycosphaerellales, Teratosphaeriaceae. The annotation marks the transcript as partial. Gene Ontology annotation, biological process: ergosterol biosynthetic process. Gene Ontology annotation, cellular component: endoplasmic reticulum. The record is from RefSeq and is a predicted model, not a curated record.
AAGAAGUCGCGAAGUCCCAAGCAUUUGCGCCGCAUGGAAACAGCCUUGCGCUCCUUUCGCGUCCUCAAAGGCCUGACUCAGCAGCAGGUCGACAACUUCAUGAACUCCUACAUCAUCUACGACCUCGACUGGAAGGACGAGAAAAUGAUGACCGAAAAGCUCGGCCCGGACUACCAGAACCGCGUGGGCGAAUGCCUGCGCGACUACUACUCCGUCCUCAACCACAUGUGCGCGCUCGGCGAGCUGGAGAAGAUGUACAUUCCGCCCGUCAUGGACCUUAACGCCACCAUUUUCAUGAAUCAGAUCCUGUACGAGGAAAGCAUUGCCGAAGAAUUGCAGCUGCCGGAGAAUGCCAAAGUCUUUGAUUUGGGCUGCGGUCGUGGUCGCGUGGCCGCGCACAUGCACAUGCUCACCGGCGCCGAGGUGACCGGACUCAAUAUCGACCAUGACCAGGUGGCGAGUGCCAUUGCCUUCACCCACGAGCAAAAGUUCCCCAACAACUUCGUCCGCCGAGAUAUGAACGACCUACCUCUGCCAUUUGCAGACGAAGUCUUCGACGGCUUCUACCAAAUCCAAGCAAUGUCUCUUUGCAAAGACAUUCCGAAGCUUUGUGACGAGCUCUAUCGCGUGCUCAAGCCCGGCGCCAGGCUGUCGUUGCUGGAUUGGGCAAGUCUGGACGCCUUCAACCCCGAGGACACCCAUCAUCAGGAUCUCAUGCGCAAGAUCAAGCCAUUGAUUGGCGCGGUUGGUACGCCCACGCCGAAGAGUCUCGCCGACGCCCUUGAAUCCGCCGGCUUCACCAUUUUGAAAGCGAACAACGCAAGCAUCGACGGCUUGCAAUCUCCGCUCAUCGAGCGUGCCGAGUUCUUCUUCCGCACCGUUCGCAUCGGUCUCCGUGGUGCCGUCAAAUUCGGCCUGCUACCCGCUCACUUCAACACCAUCUUCGACCGCUUCGCUCAGGAUGGCGAUGCUUUCAUCGAAGCGGACAAGGCCCGCCUCAUCACCACCAGCUACCACUGGCUUGCGGAGAAG